Messenger RNA from Gadus chalcogrammus (walleye pollock), 840 nucleotides. RefSeq names its product oligodendrocyte transcription factor 3 (gene olig3). The record is from RefSeq and is a predicted model, not a curated record. Gene Ontology annotation, molecular function: protein dimerization activity. Bases 1 to 840 code for a protein of 279 amino acids. Lineage: Eukaryota; Metazoa; Chordata; Actinopteri; Gadiformes; Gadidae. The transcript has a single exon.
AUGCACUCGGACUCCAGCUCGAGCAGCAGAGCCUCGUCCCCGGACAUGGACGGCAUGUUCCUGCAGCACCACCACCACCACCUCAUGGGCUCCGUUUCCUCGUCCACGCAGAGCAGCGAGCUACGGCAGAAGCUGGCCGAGAUGGAGCAGCACCUGUCCUCGCGCUCCGGCGACGCGGCCUCCAAGCUGCUGGCGAGCAGCAAGUACAAGCUGAAGAAGCAGGUGACGGAGCAGGAGAUCCAGCAGCUCCGCCUUAAGAUCAACGGGCGCGAGAGGAAGCGCAUGCAUGACCUCAACCUGGCCAUGGACGGCCUGCGCGAGGUGAUGCCCUACGCGCACGGGCCCUCGGUGCGCAAGCUGUCCAAGAUCGCCACGCUGCUGCUGGCGCGGAACUACAUCCUGAUGCUCAACAGCUCCCUGGACGAGAUGAAGCGGCUCGUUGGGGAGAUUUACGGCGGGCAUCACUCGGCCUUCCACUGCGGGACCGUGACGCACGCGCCCCCCGGCGGCGGUGUGGGACACCCGGGCAGCGGCGGCCCUGCGCACCCGGUGGUGCAUCACCCGCUCCUCGGGGGCGCGCUGUCCUCCAGCACGACGUCCACCUUGUCGGGCACGCUGCCGGGACUCACGUCGAUCCGGACGCCCCACUCCCUGAUGAAGAGCGGCCCCGCACCCCCGGCUCUGCAACUGGGCACGGGCUUCCAACACUGGGCCGGGCUACCCUGUCCGUGCCCCAUCUGCCAAGUGCCUCCCCCGCCUCCACCCCCUCACCUCCCCAUCCCCUCCGCCGGGCUCACGAGACUCUCCGGCGGGGACGGCAAAGACGAGCGGAUGAAGUGA